CGUCGGUGUUUUUGUCGAAAGCGUUUAAAUUUGCUGCGUUUAUUACCAGCUUUAAAUGCAGUUGUCUGUGUUGUAGCUGUUGCCGUCAUGGUGGUGUUUCCAAGCUCCCUGACAGAGGAGGAGGAGGCUCUGCAGAAGAAAUAUGCUAAACUCAAGAAAAAGAAAAAGGCGCUGCUUGCAUUGAAGAAGCAGAGUUCCACCAACCAGACAAACCAAAGUGGCUUGAAACGGACUUUGUCAGACCAGCCUGUUGUUGACACUGCGACAGCAACUGAGCAAGCAAAGAUGCUGAUCAAGACGGGUGCCAUCAGUGCCAUCAAAUCAGAGAACAAGAACUCUGGCUUUAAACGCUCUCGAAUGCUGGAAAUAAAGCUCAAGGACCCAGAGAAAGGCCCAAUUCCUGCUUUCUUACCGUUCCAAAGGAGUGUUUCUACAGAUGAAGAACAACCUGAGUCUGGGAAAAGAGCCCAACGGAAGUCUCUGUAUGAGAGCUUUGUCAGCUCAAGCGACAGAUACCGAGAUGAGGAGGACGGAGGCGGCAUGUCAACCAACCGUGAAAUGGACAGAGACCGAGACAGAGACAGAGAGCGGGAACGAGACCGAGAGAUGGAUAGAGAGCGGGAAAGGGACAGAGACAGAGACAGAGACAGAGACAGAGAGAGAGAUAGAGACCGGGAGAGGGAACGAGAAAGAGGCAGGGACAGAGACAGAGAUCGGGAACGAGAGAGAGACAGAGACCGAAGCAGAGACAGGGAUCGAGAUCGAGACAGGGAGCGGGACAGAGAAAGAGAUGGACCGUUCAGACGGUCAGAUUCUUACCCAGAGCGCAGAGGGGUACGAAAGGGGAACACGGUGUACGUUUACGGCUCUGGGCUCAGCGAGGAAAACCUGCGAUCUGCUUUCUCGCAACACGGAAGCAUCAUAGACCUCUCCAUGGACAACCCUCGCAAUUGUGCAUUUAUCACCUUUGAGAAGAUGGAGUCUGCAGACCAGGCUGUAGCUGAGCUGAACGGAGCCACGGUGGGAGACGUUCACAUCAAAGUCAGCAUCGCCAGGAAACAGCCCAUGCUGGAUGCUGCUACUGGCAAAUCUGUCUGGGCUUCACUGGCUGUGCAGAACAGCACUAAAGGCUCCUACAGGGACAAGAGGAACCAAGUCGUGUACAGUGAGGAUUUCUUGGGAAACUGAAUUGGAGAAAAAAAUGUUUUUUUUAUUUUUGCAUAUAGCCUUUUAUGUUUUUGUUUAUUUCGCUAGCUGCAUUAAGUGUCAGUGUUGCAGCAUAAACACAAAAAAGACAUAUUUUGUCUGUAUGUGAUGCUGUGUGUGGCUCAUGAAACUAGAGAUACUGUUAUGACCUCAAUAAAAAGUAUCCACACGAUGUUAA
This is a messenger RNA of Centropristis striata (black sea bass), 1384 nucleotides long. RefSeq names its product negative elongation factor complex member E (gene nelfe). Bases 88 to 1188 code for a protein of 366 amino acids. Gene Ontology annotation, biological process: negative regulation of transcription elongation by RNA polymerase II. The transcript has 11 exons. Gene Ontology annotation, cellular component: NELF complex. NCBI's taxonomy places the organism in Eukaryota, Metazoa, Chordata, Actinopteri, Perciformes, Serranidae. The record is from RefSeq and is a predicted model, not a curated record. Gene Ontology annotation, molecular function: RNA binding.